UAUCUCCUCAUAACACAUAAGCCACCCAAUUUUCCAUUUACUUCGUCUGCUGUAAACAUGUGGAAAAUGAAUCAAUACCUGCCCUUAUUCCUUAUUGCCUCUUGUUUGUUCUUCAUUUCACAUUCUCAAACUAUUUCUAAUACUUCCUCUCAACAUCGUUGCCUCCUUGACCAGAGCUCUGCUUUGUUGCAACUGAGGAAAGAAUUUGUUGAGAAGAGAAUUUAUUAUGAUGAAUAUGAUCUGUUUGAUUACUAUAAUGGUUCGUAUCCAAAGAUGAAGUCUUGGAAGGCAGACAGUGAUUGUUGUUCCAACUGGGAUGGGGUCACAUGCGAUGCACACAACGGCCACGUCAUUGGCUUAGACCUCAGCAAAAGCUGGCUUUGUGGGCCUCUCAAGUCUAACAGUAGCCUCUUCAGGUUGCACCAUCUUCGAAAACUCAACCUUGCCCUUAACAACUUCUCUUCCUUCACCACAAUCCCAUCUGAGUUUGGGCAGCUUGUGAGGUUGACCCAUCUUAAUCUCUCUCGUUCCUUCUUACAUGGCCGAAUCCCGUCCGAAAUUUCAUGGCUCUCCAAUUUGGUUUCACUUGAUCUCUCUUUCAAUUAUUUUCAAUACUUUGUUGCUGCUGAUUAUCAUUAUAAAUUUUUGAAGCUCAGAAGAAUUGAUCUCGAAGCACUUGUCCAGAACGUGACAUAUUUGAGAGAACUUCAUCUAGACGACGUGGACCUUCCAUGGUCACUACCUCAGUCCCUCGCAAAUUUGUCUUCCUUGACUUCUCUUUCUCUGUCUUGGUGCAUUUUGCUUGGCGAAUUUCCCUCAGAUAUUUUCCUACUGCCCAAGAUACAAGCCAUUGAUGUGUCAGGUAACAACAAUCUCACUGGUUUUCUUCCCAAUUUUCGAUCUGGUAGUUCCCUAAAGCAAUUGCGUCUUUCCUCCACGAAUUUUUCUGGAGAAUUGCCCAAUGCAAUCGGAAACCUUAAGUCCUUGAACUUUUUGGAUCUUUCUGGAACAAAUUUUUCUGGGGAAUUGCCUGAAUCAAUCGGCAACCUUAAAUCCUUAAGCCAUUUGGAUCUUUCUGGGGCAAAUUUUUUUGGGGAAUUGCCCAAUUCAAUCGGAAAGCUUGAGUCCUUGAAUGCUUUAUAUCUUCGCUCAACAAAUUUUUCUGGGAAACUGCCCGAUUCAAUCGGCAAUCUCAACUCCUUGAAUUAUUUGGAACUUGAUUUAAGUAAAUUUUCAGGAGAAAUUCCCCCUUCUAUUGGGAACUUAUCACAGCUUACUUAUCUUUCUCUCUAUUGGAACAAUUUUAAUGGUCAGCUUCCAUCCACAUUAGGAAAUCUUGCAAAACUCACUUCUCUAGAUCUUGGCUAUAACCUUUUCUUUGGCAAAGUACCAUCUUCACUGGGAAAUCUUACACAACUAGAAGAAUUAUUCCUUCCAUAUAACAAUUUUGAAGGCAGGUUCCCAGUUUCACUAACAAAUAUUACCAAACUCACUAGGAUAGGUAUAUCAGGAAAUCAAUUGAAAGGGUCAAUCCCAUCUGAAAUAAGUAAACUUACUAAUUUGUCUCUCCUUGCCUUGUCUUAUAAUUCACUCACAGGGGCUAUCCCUUUGGUUUUGUAUACAAUGCCUUCAUUGUCUGAACUGAUUCUAAAUCAAAAUCAGCUUACUGGCCCUCUCCAAUUCCAAAAUAUCUCUUCAUCACAAUUAAAUAUCCUGGGAUUGAGUGGAAACAAAUUGGAUGGACCGGUUCCAAGGUCAAUUGCCAAUUUCACUAAGCUACGAGAGCUAUAUCUUUCUUCGAUCAACCUAAAGGACAAGAUGGAGUUAAACAUAUUCUUCCAGGUUAAAGAGCUUCAAUAUCUCGAUCUUUCAGGUAACAAUUUGUUGGUUUCAAAAGAAAAUAUCAAUUCAACCCACCCCAAAAUUUCAUAUUUGUUGUUGUCUUCUUGCAAUUUGCGUGAAUUCCCUGAUUUCCUAAAAGCCCAAAAUGAAUUGAAUACAUUAGACCUUUCCAACAAUAAAAUUGAAGGUAAAAUACCCAAAUGGUUUUGUAAUGUUGGAAAAGGGACACUACAAUACCUGAAUCUUUCUUUUAACCUUCUCAGCGGUUUUGAACAACCGCUAAAAGUUCUUCCUUGGAAAUUCAUUAUCUAUUUAGAUUUACGUUCCAACAUGUUGCAAGGGUCACUCCCAAUUCCCCCAUUGUCUACAUCAUAUUUUUUUGCCUCAAACAAUAAUCUAACCGGGAAAAUCCCUCAAAUGAUUUGUAAGGUGAAUUCCCUCCAAGUCCUUGAUAUUUCCAACAACCAGCUGAUUGGUCAGAUUCCACAAUGUUUCGGUCACUUUAGCAAUUCUCUUUUAGUAUUGAAUAUGAGAAACAAUUGCUUUCAAGGAAACUUGCCUAAAUCAUUCAUGAAAGGAUGCAGUUUGGUGACACUUGACUUAAGUCACAACCAAAUACAGGGGAAGAUUCCACGAUCAUUAGCACAAUGUCGAAUGCUAGAGGUCUUAAAUCUUGGAAAUAACAACAUUAAUGAUGCAUUCCCCUUCUGGUUGCAGUCUUUGCCAGAGUUACGAAUUCUAGUCUUGCGAACAAAUGGAUUCCAUGGUCCUAUAUGGACUCCUCAUACCAGUUUUGGCUUUUCCAAGUUACAUGUCAUUGACCUCUCUCACAACAAUUUCUUUGGUAGGUUACCAUCAGAAUGCUUUAAAACUUGGAAUGCAAUGCUAAUGGUCCCUACCAAAGAUUACUCACAACCUGAAUACAUGGGAAGUCAAUUUAAUUAUUAUGAAGACUCAAUGACAAUAGUGAAUAAGGGGUUAGAAAUAUUUUUGGUAAAGAUCUUGACCAUCUUCACAGCUAUUGAUCUCUCCAAUAAUAGGUUUUACGGAGAAAUUCCGAAUAGUGUGGGAAACUUAAAGGGACUAAUUUUACUCAAUUUAUCAAGCAAUAGCUUCAUAGGCCAUGUCCCUUCAUCCUUAGGGAACCUAACUUCACUUGAAUCGUUGGAUCUUUCUCAAAACAAGCUUUCAGGUGAAAUCCCUCAACAACUAAUAGGUCUUACAUUUCUUGAAUAUUUAAAUUUGUCUCAUAAUCAACUUAUUGGUCCAAUUCCACAAGGUGGACAAUUUUGGACAUUUGAAAUUUCAACUUUUGAGGGAAACUUGGCAUUGUGUGGCUCUCCGUUGCCAAAGAAAUGUGGAAUUGAGCCACCAACUUAUGAAACAAGGCAAGAAUCGUCAAUAGUAGAAGGAUUUGAUUGGAAAGUGAUUGUGAUAGGAUAUGCCUGUGGAUUGAUGAUUGGACUAGUUAUUGGGCAUUUUGCCACCUCAAGGACAGAUUGGUUUGUGAGAAAUUUUUGAGUGCACUUACGAAGGUGAAGAUGAAGACAAGUAGAGGCAGUUACUCUUGAUUUAUAGUGAUUGUAAUAAUUGUACCUAUGUGUGGAAUAAUACGGAUUGUCACCAUCAAACAGUACAUGGCCAGCCCGAUCCAGGCCUUGAUAUCUCUUAUAGCACCUUCCAAGAUGGAGCUGAAGGGAGGGGAGUAUAGUAGAGUUGGUUAGAAAUUUGUUAAUGUAUCAAUAUCAAAGAUGAAGUUCCAUCAUCCGGUACUAGAUACUUUCUCCCCAAGGAAAUCUGAUCAUAUUAGUCCGCAUAAACAGCAUAUGGAUAAGUUGACGUGCAUGCUUACUGAUUUCCAGGUUAUCUUUUACUCUCAUUUUUGUGCCAAACGCUUUUGGGAAGGUUGUAAAUAUUUGUUUGAUGCUUAUAAUUAUGUGAUAAUCAUCAAUGAUGUGUGAAUUUACCAUUAGGCAGACCCAAGUUGUGAUGCAUAUAUAACUUCACCAAUUUGGAUAUCAUCAACAAUUCCAGCUUAUUGGAUAUGGCAAUUUCCAAGUGAAUUUGAGGCUUCCUCACAUCAGAAUGUUUAUUGCAAUAAAUGUUAAAGUAUCUGUGAACUUGAGGGGGAUGCUUCCAUAGAUGAGAUUCUUAACCAGCAGUUUAAAAAUUAUUCAUCCCUUUCAAAAACCCGUUUAGAAGUGAAAAUGGUUCAGUCACUUGCAUCAAUAUGGGAGGAGUAUGAAAGGACUGGAAUGCAUAAGGUGACAAUGCCUCCUAAUCCUGGCCUACCACCUCCACAGGAUGUUCUUAAAACUCUUUGGCUAAGUCUUGAAUUUGUGAACAAACUUAUUGAAUUUUGUAGUGAAGCAAAAAACUCUUUGACUCUGACUCCAUUUGAGAAAAAAUGUAAAGUUAAAGCAGUCAAUGACAUCAUCAAUUGAUGAGGGAAACUUGGUUGGAAUUGGACAUGUUAAGCCUAACAAUAUAGAUGGAGAAUUUGAAGAAUGCUAAAGAAAAAGAAAUAAUUGGAUCUUUGUCACCACAAGUUUUCAAUAUGUGUAGAAGAUGGUCCAAUACUCACUAAAGGGAGAAAUACAAGUAUUGAACCAUUGUCUUGAGGUUGAAUAAAUGUGGUCAUCAGCAAUUAUUGAAACAUUAGAUCCAAAGGCUGCAGAUAAGGAAGCCCUCUGUCUUCUACAAUGGCUAGCCACAUCUCAGGUUGAUGAAGAUGAACUUGCUCGUGAGACUGGAGAAGGCCAAUAAGGAUUGUGAGAGCAAGUUUCAGGAGUGCCAAGACAUUCUUAAUUCAAUUGCUGGACAGCUUACUUUGAAGCUGAUAGCAAAUGUAACAUAUGGCUAUACAGCUGCUGGAUUUAGUGGUCGCAUGCCUUGUGCAGAGCUUGCAGACAGUAUUGUUCAAUGUGGCCGUAGUACCCUUGAAAAGGUAAUUUCAUUUGUGAAUGCACAUGAUAAAUGGAAAGCUAAAGUUAUUUAUGGUGAUACUGACAGCUAGUUUGUCCUCCUCAAAGGACGCACGGUCAAAGAGUCUUUUCGAAUUGGGAAUGAGAUUGCCUCUGCAAUCACUGCUAUGAAUCCAAACCCAGUUACUUUGAAAAUGGAGAAAGUAUAUCAUCCAUGCUUCCUCCUUACUAAGAAACGCUAUGUUGGUUACAGUUAUGAGAGCCCAGAACAGUCUGAACCUGUAU
Messenger RNA from Quercus lobata, 5051 nucleotides. Its product is annotated as receptor-like protein 32. The record is from RefSeq and is a predicted model, not a curated record. Gene Ontology annotation, molecular function: protein binding. Bases 58 to 3363 code for a protein of 1101 amino acids. Lineage: Eukaryota; Viridiplantae; Streptophyta; Magnoliopsida; Fagales; Fagaceae. The transcript has 5 exons.